AACGACGACCAAACAAACGUGCGUGCGAGUCCACCGACCCUUUCCUUCCAUCUCUUCCCCGUCUCCCACUUCUCCUCUCAGCGGCACCGCCAAGUCCAGAGGGCGAUCGAUCUGGAAGUUUCCGGAAGCUCCUGGGAGCCUCCACCUAGCUGCCUCCGAUGGGCUCGAGGCCACCCAACGUCUCCUUCAAGCUCGUCCUCCUCGGCGACGGGCGAGUUGGGAAAACAUCUCUUGUGCUGCGGUAUGUGAAUAAUGUCUUCUCAGACAAACAGGAAGCAACAGUUCAAGCCUCUUAUUUGACAAAGCGCCUUGUUGUUGAAGGUGUGCCUAUUACGCUCUCUAUAUGGGACACAGCUGGGCAAGAGAAGUUUCACGCGCUAGGUCCUAUAUACUAUCGUGAUGCAGAUGCUGCUCUAUUAGUUUAUGACAUUACAGAUAGUGAUACUUUUCUCCGUGUCACAAAGUGGGUGAAAGAGCUUAAGCAAAUGGCAAAUAAAGAUAUUGUUAUGGCCAUUGCAGCAAAUAAAAGUGAUUUGGUUAGAUUGAAGAACAUAGACACUCAAGAUGCAGUAAGCUAUGCAGAAAGUAUUGGGGCAAGUCUCUUUGUUACAUCUGCCAAAGCAGGGACUGGAAUCGAUGACGUCUUCAGUGAUAUAUCGAAACGAUUAUUAGAGAAGAGAAAAAACAGCGCUGAUGGCUUGUCACCGCCUCAUCCGAAGAAGGGAAUUUUGAUCAUUGAUGAUGAGCCUGAGAAAGAGCCCCCUCCAAAGUGCUGCUCAUAGUGAUACUUCAAUGCUAAUCUCACGGGUAUAACAUUACGGAAACCUUCAUGUUAUCUGUGAAGGGACAAAAUACUUAAGCUUCGGUGCUGGACUGUUCGAGCUUUUGGGGUGGCACACUUCCUGUUUGGUAGAUAAGGGUAUUCUGGUUGAGCUUUUAGGUCGUGUAAAUACUUGAAUCCACCACUCAUGCGAUCACUGUCAAUGUAACAGUUCAAUCACGAAUAAUAAACUGAGAUGAAGUUCAUAACUCCUGCACACUACAAACAAAUGUUAAUGUUUUCCUGAAGAUGCUCAAGAAAAAUAUUUUUU
Messenger RNA from Phragmites australis (common reed), 1091 nucleotides. RefSeq lists its product as uncharacterized. NCBI's taxonomy places the organism in Eukaryota, Viridiplantae, Streptophyta, Magnoliopsida, Poales, Poaceae. The coding region runs from base 159 to 782 and encodes 207 amino acids. Gene Ontology annotation, biological process: Rab protein signal transduction. The record is from RefSeq and is a predicted model, not a curated record. Gene Ontology annotation, molecular function: GTPase activity; GTP binding. The transcript is spliced from 6 exons.